AUGCGUUUCUCUUCUUCGCUCUUGCUGAUCCUUGCUGCGAUCACCGCAACCAAUGCUGCUUCUGUUGACGAAUCGGCAGCGAAGCCGAUUCUGACUCGUUCGGCGGUAGCCGACGUCAGUGUGACUGAUACUGUCAAGGCCAACGUGGGUAAUUCUGACCUUGCGCAUCUCGAUAAGCUCGCCGUGGUCUCGGCUCGACGUCGGGGUUUGGCCCACGGUGCAGCUCUCGAUGCUGUCCAUGCCGAUGUCGGCAAAGUUGAACUCAAGCACGCGGCUUCGAUCGUCCAUACUUUGUCCGCUUCGCUCGAAGGCCAGAGUAAGGAGGCUAAUUCGAUCUUGAAGAUCAAAGAUCACAAGCAUGCCGUCAAGAAGACGCACAAGCUUCUGCACAGCAUCAGGGCCGACUUGAAGCACGCUGUGAAGGACAUUCAUAACUUGACUGGCAAGGAUGCAGCUGUCAGCGUGGAGGAUCUUCAGCAGAGAGCUCUGCUCGGCUUGCUGGAUAUUGACCUGGCCGCGGUGGUCAAGGCGAUUGACGGCAAGCAGUUGCCUGGAGCUACUAGUCUGAUAUCGCUUCUGGCGCACAUCAACGUCGACGCUGUUCUGCAGCACGAUGUGUUGUCGGUGCUGUCCGAACUCAACGUUCUGCUGGCAAUUCACGACGUUGUGGAUAUCGCAACUGUGCUCACGGCGGUUCUCGCAGUGCCCGGUUCAGUGUACUUGUUCGACCACCUCAAGCAACUCGAGAAUCCUGGCGAAUUUGUUGACUCGCUCGCUGAUAUCAAGGACCUCAACGCUCUGGUCGAUGCUGCUCAUGGCGGACCCGAUUCUCUCAGUGAAAUCGAAGGCAGCGCGAAUCUCAUCGCUUACGCCAAAAAGUACGGCUAUACUAGUAUCGAUGGUAUCCUUGACUUUGCCGGUAUCCCGUGCGUUCUGGAGGCUGUCAAGAAGAUUCCCGGCUCGGUACAGCUCUUGAACUCGCUCAAGUCAGUCGUGGAUGUUCCUGCUCUUGUUAGCGGUAUCAACGUUCUUGGCGUUACAGACUUUGUCGACUCUAUCAAGGCUGUUGACGACGUCGAAGCGCUCGUCAGCGUUGUCGUGAGUAUCACUGGUGGCGUCCUUCGCAAGCGUGCCGAGCUGCUGUCUGGCGUUGACAGCACUGUCUCGGGUCUUACCUCGGGUCUUGGGCUGAGCGAGAUUCUCAAGCGCACUGAGCUGCUGGAUGGUGUCCAAGUUACCGUUUCAGGUCUGACUUCGGAUCUUGGCCUCAACAAAAUCCUCAAGCGUGAUGUGCUCAACGGUGUCGACGCCACCGUGUCGGGCCUUACAACUAGCCUUGGUCUCCAGCGCGUGUUGAGUCUCAAGCGCGCCCUUGCCCACAUCUCGGCUCUUCCCAACUCACAGGUUGCGUCCAUCGAGGUGGUCAACAAGAAACGCGCCCUACCCCACGACGUGGGCGUCGAAGCCGCUGUGGUCGGCAUCAAUGUGACUCCGGCCAAAUUGCUUAAGCAGCGCCGCGAUCUUCUGGACAACGUUGACCUCUCUGUUCUCGACAACCUUGACGUCGCUCAAAUCGUAUCGCUCAAGCGAGACAUCGCCGAUCUUUCGGUGCUCAAUACCAAAGCCGUGGACGAGGUCCUUGAGGCCGUGGUCAAGCGCGCCAUUGUCGAAAGUGCCAUUGGUACUGUCGAUGCCACCACCGGCUUUGCCACGGGUACGGUUGGUGGUGUGCUGGAUACGGUCAAACGCGAUACCGCCAGUGACCUCCUCGGUGGAAAGGGGAAUGCAGGCAAGCUGGCCAACACCAACGGUCUUCUCACCGACAUCAGUGCUGUAGGCAACGGUGCGAUCGGUCACCCUGAUGGACACAUCAGCCUGUCGGAUUUGAACCGUCUCAUUUCCAUCAAGCGGUCUGGGAUCCUUUCCACGGUCGAUGCAAGUGUUGAGUCGAUCGAUCUGGCUCAAGUUCUUCCAGGACUGAAGCGUACCAUUGCUGCCGCCGACGAGAGAGUCACACCGAUCCAGCGUGUCAACUACACACCGAUCUUUGAACGCAGCAGCGACAAAGCGCUCCUAACAGACUCGAUCGACACUCUCACAGUCAGCAUCUCGGCGCUCCUCCCAAAGCUCGUCAAAAUCGUAGCCGUCAUCGACGUCGAACUCGUCACCAAGACGGUCAAGUCGGACGUGAUUCCGCUCGUCGCUCUCGUCGCAUCGGCCCUGGACAAGUUGGUCAACAUUCAAGCACCCGAGUUGCAAACCAAGCUUCACGCCAUCGUCAAAGUCGCUGACAAGUCAGUUAAGAGUCUUGCCUAG
This is a messenger RNA of Mycosarcoma maydis (corn smut), 2316 nucleotides long. RefSeq lists its product as uncharacterized. NCBI's taxonomy places the organism in Eukaryota, Fungi, Basidiomycota, Ustilaginomycetes, Ustilaginales. Bases 1 to 2316 code for a protein of 771 amino acids. The transcript has a single exon. The record is from RefSeq and is a predicted model, not a curated record.